Rangifer tarandus platyrhynchus (Svalbard reindeer) is the source of this 2694-nucleotide messenger RNA. The record is from the annotation of a GenBank genome assembly. NCBI's taxonomy places the organism in Eukaryota, Metazoa, Chordata, Mammalia, Artiodactyla, Cervidae.
AUGACGACCCUGGACCAUGUGAUCGCCACCCACCAGUCCGAGUGGGUCUCCUUCAAUGAGGAGCCACUCUUUCCCAUCCCUUCUGAGGGGGGCCCCAAAGAGCAUGUCCCAGGAGCCUCCUCUUGCUCAGACCAGUCCGAGAGCUCCUCUGGGGAGCACCAUGUCUUGGAUGGAGGCUCUCAGGACCUUUCCCACUCAGAGCCCGAUGACUGUUCUGAAAAGCUGGGCCUCAUCUCUGAAGCGGCCUCGCCUCCUGGGAGCCCCGAGCAGCGCCCACCUGAUCUGGUCUCGGCCAUCAGCAGCUGGGUUCAGUUUGAAGAUGAUGCACCCUGGGCCAGCUCAUCACCACCUCCUCAAGAAGCAGGGGGGACAGCCACAUCACUGACCAUGCCCUGCUGGACCUGCCCUUCCUUCGACUCCCUGAGGAGAUGCCCUCUGCCCUCCGAGAGCAGCUGGACCACACAUUCUGAAGACACCAGCAGUCCUAGUUUCGGCCCCUCGUACACAGACCUGCAGCUCGUCAGCGCUGGGGAGCAGGGUGGCCUGGCUUCCGGGGCCGACUCGACAGACAAUUCCUCCUCUCUGCAGGAGGAUGAAGAGGUAGAGAUGGAGGCCAUCAGCUGGCAGGCUGGCAGCCCAGCCGUGAACGGACACCCCGCCACACCAGUGACCUCUGCGCGUUUCCCCAGCUGGGUCACUUUUGAUGACAAUGAAGUCAGCAGCCCUUUAUCCCCCAUCACGUCUCCUCUGAAGCCAGAAACACCGCCUCUUGCCUCCGUGACCCCAGAUGGACCUUACAACUCAACAGGGUCAUUUAAGAAGCGGGAGCGGCCCAAGAGCACUUUGAUAAACUUCUCCAAAGUUCAGAAGCUAGACGUGUCCUCCGUAAGCCAUCCGCCUGCCGUGCCCGAGGCUCCACCUUGGAGGGCCACCAAUCCUUUUCUGAAUGAGACGCUACAGGAUGUACAGCCGUCCCCCAUCAACCCUUUCCGGGCUUUCUUUGAGGAGCAGGAGAGGCGAGCCCAGAACAGUUCUGUGUCCGGUACCCCAGGCAAGAGCCAGAGGGAUUCCCUCAUUGUCGUCUACCGGGACGCUAUCAGUUUUGAUGACUCAAGCCGAAACCAGUCACGCUCGGAUGCUGUGGAAAAACUCAAGCGGCUCCAAAUCGAGGAUUCUGACCACGUGGAGGGUGCAACACUCCCUGAUGAUGACCCGACCGCCUGGACUGAACUGGAUGAGGACCCAGCCGGCUCCGAGCAGUCCCCGCCCAGAGACGGGUGGCCCAUGAUGCUUAGGAUCCCCGAGAAGAAGAACAUCAUGUCCUCCAGGCACUGGGGACCCAUCUACGUCAAACUGACGGCCGGUGGUUACCUGCAGCUGUUUUAUGAGCAGGGCCUGGAGAGGCCAUUCCGUGAGUUCAAGCUGGAGAUGUGCCAUGAGAUUUCCGAACCCCGGCUCCAAAACUACGACGAGAACGGGAGGAUCCACAGCUUGCGGAUAGACCGCGUCACCUACAAGGAGAAGAAGAAGUACCAGCCUAAACCCGCCGUGGCUCACUCGGCCGAGAGGGAGCAAGUCAUCAAGCUGGGCACCACCAACUAUGAGGACUUCCUGAGCUUCAUCCGGGCGGUUCAGGACCGCCUCAUGGAGCUGCCCGUGUUGUCCAUGGAGCUGAGCACGGUCGGCCUGAACUACCUGGAAGAGGAGAUGACGGUGGACGUCCAGGAUGAGUUCUCUGGCCUCGUGAGCAAGGGGGACAACCAGAUCCUCCGGCACCGUGUCCUGACACGGAUCCAUGUGCUGAGCUUCCUCUCGGGCCUGGCCGAGUGCCGGCUGGGUCUCAACGACGUCCUGGUCAAAGGGAACGAGGUGGUGUCCCGCCAGGACAUCGUGCCCACCACCACCACCAAGUGGAUCCGGCUCCAUGAGUGCCGCUUUCACGGCUGCGUGGAUGAGGACGUGUUCCGCAGCUCGCGCGUCAUCCUCUUCAACCCUCUGGACGCCUGCCGCUUUGAGCUCAUGCGGUUCCGGACAGUGCUCGCCGAGAAGACCCUGCCCUUCACGCUCAGGACGGCGGCGAGCAUCCACGGGGCGGAGGUGGAGGUGCAGAGCUGGCUGAGGAUGUCGGCGGGCUUCUCCUCCAACUGGGACCCCCUCACCCAGGUCCCCUGCGAGAAUGUGAUGGUCCGCUACCCCGUGCCCAGCGAGUGGGUGAAAAACUUCCGCAGGGAAAGCGUCCUGGGGGAGAAGUCUCUGAAAGCCAAAGUGAACCGGGGGGCAAGUUUUGGCUCAGCCAGCAUCUCCGGCUCUGAGCCGGUCAUGAGAGUCACCCUGGGGACUGCCAAGUACGAGCAUGCCUUCAAUGCCAUCGUGUGGAGGAUAAACCGACUGCCCGACAAAAACUCAGCUUCUGGUCACCCACACUGUUUCUUCUGCCACCUUGAACUUGGCUCAGACCGGGAAGUGCCUUCCAGAUUUGCCAAUCAUGUGAACGUCGAGUUCAGCAUGCCUACAACGUCUGCCUCCAAAGCUGCUGUGAGAUCCAUCUCGGUGGAAGACAAGACGGAUGUCAGGAAGUGGGUCAAUUAUUCCGCACACUACAGCUACAAGGUGGAAAUUGAGCAAAAAAAGAGUUUGAAGCUGGACUUGGAAGGAGACGACUUGGAAAAUCCCAAGGAGUGUGGGGUCCAGUGA